Messenger RNA from Carassius carassius (crucian carp), 2789 nucleotides. RefSeq names its product interleukin-12 receptor subunit beta-2-like. Gene Ontology annotation, biological process: cytokine-mediated signaling pathway. The coding region runs from base 111 to 2465 and encodes 784 amino acids. Gene Ontology annotation, molecular function: cytokine binding; cytokine receptor activity. Gene Ontology annotation, cellular component: signaling receptor complex; external side of plasma membrane. Lineage: Eukaryota; Metazoa; Chordata; Actinopteri; Cypriniformes; Cyprinidae. The record is from RefSeq and is a predicted model, not a curated record. The transcript has 16 exons.
ACAAGACGUCGCGCGCUCAGUUCUUCAACAGGAGAGGGAGGAGAUGCGCCUGAGGGCUCUACUGCCACAUUAAAACUCACAAACCGCACCAAUGACCAAACCGAGCAGUUAUGUCCCAUGGGCAGGGAGGGUCUUGUGAGAUCGUGUGGUCUUCAGCACCGAGCUCGAUGUCUUCUGAAUGUACGUGGUCGAUCCUUGUAAUGUUCUGCUUCAUCCUGGCUACAGGUGCACAUGAAGGAACUGUGUGCACUGUGAGAUCAAGCAAAGGUGAAGAAGUCCUCUUAGGAUCCAACUUCACCUUCUCCUGUAUCUUUAACAAGCAAUGCUCCAAACUCAUUUUUCGAAAUGGAACGCAGAUUCUAUAUAUAAAAAAGAAAGCCAUGUCAAUGGAGGUGUCUGUGGAAAUUGUGAAUAUAAAAGAGUUUAGCACUUUCAGCUGCAGGUGUGAGGAGAACCCAGAACCAUGUGGAAUCGACAUCAAACCUGGAUACCCUCCAGACAUUCCACAAAACCUCACAUGUGUUCAAAAAAUGAAUUCUCGCAAUGUCAGUUGCAUUUGGACAACGGGAAGAGGUACCAUAAUCGACACCACAUGUCAGUUACGGGUUCAUGGUGACCUGGAACUUGGCUAUGAGAGUUUUAUGAACGCUACAGGAUUUUGUCACUCCACUUUCCCCAUCAAAAGCUCAGAAAUGACACAGCUUGUUGUGUGGCUCAGUGUCUCUAAUACCCUGGGCUCAAAAACCUCAGGCCCUCACACCAUCAACCUAAUAAAUAUAGUAAAACCCUCAAUGCCUGAAAUCAUUAAUGUGAGCUGUUCCUCCCGAUGGUGCAACCUACACACAGACAAUCACAGCAUGAACUUGGUUGAAAUCCAGUACAGUGCUGUAAAUGGGAUCUGGGACACCUUCCAGACUAAUGAUAAGAGUAGACUGAACAUAUCCUUGCUACAGCCGGAUACCACGUACAAUUUCCAGAUCAGGAGGAAAAUUAACCAUACAGUAGGCCUGUGGAGUGACUGGAGUCAACCAAAGCAAAAAACAACAAAAGAAGAAGCUCCUGAUAAGGCGCUUGAUGUCUGGUACCUCCAAGAACUGAAGCCCCCACAAUCUAAAAGCAAGUGUUUCCGCAUAUUUUGGAAGGAACUGAACAUAUCAGAUGCCAAGGGGAAAAUUCAGAGGUAUAAUAUAAGUGUCCAGGAGCAAAAGGGAAAGAGGCACUCUAUCAUCGUAGUUCCACCCAGCAGAAAUCAGAGCAUAUGCUGCUAUAAUUGUUCUGUGUCAGUGUCCGCGGUUAACUCAGAGGGUCAAUCUCCUGUCAAAAUUAUUCAGCUGCGGUUUCCAGGUCUAGUUGCAGGUUUACCGUCACACAGGCCAUUGAAUAAUCAUAGCAUUGCCCUCUUCUGGCCCAAGCUUGACAUUGCAGGCACUGAGUAUGUGGUGCAUUGGUAUCCAGUUGGAAACAUAGAGGGGAUUCAGUGGACCAGAGUGGUGGAUACCACAGCUCACAUUACAGGUCUGCAGCCUCAAGAAUGCUAUCAGGUUGCAGUUACCGCUCUGCGAUCAUCUGGUCCCAAAAUGGCAACCAUUAAAGGCAUCUCCUCAUGGCAAUCAGCUCCAGAACAGGGUCCAGAUCCUAAACCUUUCCGGAAGGACACAGAGAGCUUGAGCUUGACCUGGAAUGAAAUCCCUCAAAAGAAGAGAAGAGGCUGUUUAAAAAAAUACACUGUCUACUUGAUGGACAAGUUGAAGGGAGAUAUUCACAAAUUCAGUGUAGACCAUCCAAAGACACAGUAUGUCAUCAGUGGUCUGUCACCAGAACAGUGUUACAAUCUGUGGGUCACUGCCUGGACUGAUGCAGGGGAGGGACCCAAAGGAAGUGAUCUCCCAUUCUGCACACUAUCAGACUCUGAGAGAAUGCUGUCCCUGGUGAUCCUGGCUGGUGGAGUAGUACUUUUGGCCUGUCUAAUCCUCCUGUGCAUCUGUCAGUUCUCCUCUGUCCAUAGAAGAUUCUUAUGCUGUUGCCGGUGUCUGCUGCCUAUUAUUCCAGAUCCAGCAAACAGCAAAUGUGCAAAGACAUAUGCUGAUGACCAGAGUGAAAUAAAAUUUUAUCUAGACCAGUGUGACUCCAGUGUGAAUGAGGAUCCUGAUAAUGUGGAGGUGGAGGAAGUUCCCUAUCCCUCCAUCUGCACCUACAUCAAAAGUUUCUCUCACGAGUCCAGCUCCUCUGAUGGCACCCAAAUCACCAAGAUCACAGACAUCAUGGAGGACUACAUUUCCACUCAUGGGGCAAUAAGUGGAGAAGAGGAGGAAGAUGAAUAUGAAGGAGAAGAGAGGAGUUUGGAUGAAUUUAAAUUCUUCCCAAGCACUCACAGCCCUUUCAUGGAGCCCCUGUUUUUAACUGGAGGAAAGCUGACUCUGGAUGUAGUGAAAAUAGACUGCAGUGAAUUUCUGGAUUGCACAUGAUUCUCAAGAGGCAUUAAAAUUAGACCUGAUUGUGACUGUACUAUGGAUCUGGAAAAAUAACCAUGGACAUCCCAAAAAUAAUUUGUCAGUCAGAAGGACAAACGUCUUCUUGCUCUCAAUCUCAGCCAUACCUGGGCAUCUCAAGCUAAUGUUGUCAUUUUAAAGUCAUAAUGAACCAAAGUAGCAACAGAUUUUCUUUUCCUGUAUUGUGAUGAACAAUCAAGUGAAAUGGUUUAAAUGUAUGGCAGGGACUUGCUCAUAUAUAUCUGAUGUUGAUUGGAAGUAGAUCAGAAUGCAAGCUUGCAGUUGAUUUUAAGGAAGGGA